Aspergillus steynii IBT 23096 is the source of this 3560-nucleotide messenger RNA. RefSeq lists its product as uncharacterized. The transcript has 2 exons. Lineage: Eukaryota; Fungi; Ascomycota; Eurotiomycetes; Eurotiales; Aspergillaceae. The record is from RefSeq and is a predicted model, not a curated record. Bases 87 to 3506 code for a protein of 1139 amino acids.
CUCCUCUCUUCUCCUCCCUCCUGGCCAUCCUGCCUUUGGCACGCCCUUCCUCCUUGCACAGGCCCCUCCCUCCAUCUCCUUCAUGGAUGUCAUCGGCAUUCAGCCAUGCGCCGAGCCGCUCGAGGGUUUCCUCUCUGAGAGCGGCGCACAUGUUCAGUAGUCGUUCAUGGCCAAAGGAAUGCUUUUCCAGUAGCCUCUUCCGCCAGCAGGACGCGACUCCGCGCUCAAACCGCCUCCCCAAUGCUUCUCCGUCUUUAAUCCCGUCCCGAUCGAUCAAUUCGACUCCGUGCAGACCUGUGUCGAUUCAAAAGGAACAUCCGAGUGAGCUGGAUCAGAAUGGGCAGCUUGCGACCUGUGAAUAUUGGUGUGGCCUGCGGCUACAGACUAUCCUAAGCCGAUCCUACAACCCACCGGGCCCAACCGACAAGCGGCGGCAGCGCACGGAAUUCAGCUCCAAUCUAGCGUCUUUCAAAUUAUUCGCAUCGCAUUCAGCGGUCCCGGAACCGUCUCCUCAUCCCCGCGGACUUUCACCCCUGUCGCUUGGUAGCAAAUCGGUGCCGGAAAGCGAUGCGGAAAGAAAACGACCACAGGAGAGGCCCAGCACGGGCCGAAGCAAUCCUCGCAGAAGCUCCAAGUUGGAUUCUUCAACGAUCAGGCCGACUCCCACCGAGUUUAUGAUGGAUACACUGCAAAACGUUUUCGAUUACUCCGACAACGACGGCAGCGCGAAUUGGGCGCUGGCAGCCAGAAACCCCAACGAUCCUCUCAUGACACCCUUAACCAAGUCGCAAAGGAUCUCCUAUAAAAUCCACCACAGGCAUUCGCUUCAGGGAGCUCUUGCUGAAUACAUGUAUGAUGUGGAGCGUCGUAUGGGCUCCGAGAAUAGGCCCGGAGAGCUUAAGAUCAAGAGCCCUCCCGAAGAGAAAUCAGACGUCGACGCUGGGAUCCAUAGGUUCAGGCGCAGAAAACUUGAGAAGUAUCUCCUUCGACGAGGAUACCGCACCGCGGAUCUGACAGUGUGGACCUGGGUGCUUUCGGCCGGCACACCUUACCAGGCUGCUCUCCGAAUCUUAGCGAUUGAGGAUAAGAACAGGUUGAGGAAUGGCUCUUGUUUCCGCACAAUCCCACCGUUCAUCCCCUUGUUUCUGUUACGGCAGAACCUCGAUUUGGAUACAUAUCGCCUUCUUCUGCUGUACUCUCUCAGCCUAAUUAGCGGCCAGCCGUUACCGAGACCAAGAGCAUAUGCGAGAGCCAUGUCCGAAGACGUGUGGCUCGAAAACGUCCGGACUGAAGACGCAGCACCCCUUAUUAAUCCCAAUAUGUGUAUCACAUUCGUCGUUCGACUGCUUCAUCAUGCGCGUCAUUUGCUGCCGCAGGCUCAGGUUCCCAUCGUGCGCGCGCUCGCAACGUACUUGACCCUCCUAAAAUCAGACAAGGCACACGGCGUGUCUCGCGCGACAGCACCGAACAUGAAGUUUAUGACCGCCAAAUUCAAUCUGGUGCUUCGGCUACUCGCACUUCGCUGCCGACAAGGAUCAUUUCGAUCCGUUUCGAUACAGCAAGAAGCACAGUUCACACUUCUCCGAGCGAUGGCGAGCAACCACCCGGUCAUGCCUGUGACCCGGCAGAGCUACCAAGCUAUCGCUGCCGUUCAACUCGCACACAAAAAGACAUCGGCAGAACGGCAAUUUGCCGAAUUGAAGGCGCCUUCAUGGCCGCCCUGGAAAGAAGAGAAGUCCGGCAUCGACUCCCAGCGCGGAUCUGAAGGUAUGAGUAGUCGAGCAAUGCGGGUGAUGUCCCAAAUGAAGGAGGCCGGAUAUAGCCAUACUCGCUGGGAAGAGGUUGCCGGGAUCUAUGCCGGCUGGGAUACUGACAAAAGCCCAACCAUUCAGACUCGGACUUCAGCACCCCCGCCCCGGCAUCUGCGCAAUCCGGUAGGGAGUCCCUCCAGCGCGGCAAUCUGGGAGGCCCGUCUGCGUUCAACCAGAACCGUGCGGGAAGCCUGGGCAUGCUUCCUCUCGUACCAAGAUCAAGGCCUGCCGCCGCAGGAUAGAGUCUACGGUGCGAUGGUCGACAAGUUGAUCCACGGCGACAAGUCAGAGAAGAAUGACUUUGGUCAUUCAAGCCAUGCGCUGCCGGGCGAUGGAUUGGAAGUUUUCCCGGAGCCUUCUUCCGCCCGAGAUUUAAUAUACGUACAUACGGAGCCACCUACCUUGGGGGAGUUUCUUCAUCAGAUGCUGUCUCAGGGCAUUCGGCCGCGCAGCAAAAUGCUGGCUUCACUUCUUCCUUCGGCCCCGAAUAUUCGGUGCGGUCUGGAUUAUCUUUCCUGCAGCCGUCUCUCCAACGAGCAGGUCAUGGCUUUGUGUACUACCUGGGGUAGCGAGAUCGCCUACCGGGAACGGAGUGGGAGGGUUUUGAACGAGAUCUCCGACUACCUGUUCACUGCCUUCAUAUCCCUCUUAUGCAAGUUUCCGACGCCUAAGGAUCUUUUGAUUCGACAUACUACGCGUGUCAUGGACGCCUUUCCCUUAAUCAUGGGUGGUCGGUCCAGGGCUCCCCUGAAGCCUGCGACGCUUUUCUCUUACACGCCGGGCAGUUCCACUAACCUCCAACAUGCACUGAAUUUGCUGAUGGUGCGGAAGUCCAAGCCCCCCGAGGCGUGGGUUCAUGCCUUCUCGGCUAUUAGUAGGAGCCGUAUCCCUCAUCGUAACCGCGUGGUCAGCAAAAACACGCAAAUUGUUUUCACGUGGUACGAGAGCCUGGAACUGCUUGGCCGCAUGAAAAAGCACCGCAUUGAAGUGCGGCCCGAGGCAUUCCGACUCCUUUGCAACAGUUUCUCCAAAUUCAUGAUGGCCGAGAAAGCGCAGCCGGGCGCCAUCGAGGAGGGCAUGCAGGUCGUGACGGAAGCGGCAGGGCACGGCGCAUUGAAACACGUUGAUGCUGACCAUCUGUCAUGCGAGGACAUGACUGCGAGCGGUCUUCAUAUCCUCCGGAGCCAAUUUGACCGGAUGGUUACCCAGGGGUCCAUGACACAGCCGGUGUUUGCGACGAGCAGCACACCUGGAUCCGACUCAUUGCCUCGCCUAUCAUAUAUCCCCUCUCCGGCCAUCUUCCAUGCACUUGUGCGAUCGCUUGGGUUUGCCGAAGAUUAUGACGGGUUAUGCACGCUCCUUCGAUGGAUGAGCCGAUACGCAUCGAACAUCCAGGAAACAGCCGAAGAGUACCAGAAUGGCGCGAGAAUGUUGCGGACCGUCGUGGUGGCAGCCAGUGCGUUCCUCGAGGGACAUCUAGGCACACGGUCGCGGCAGCAGCUCAGUCGGACGCACGAGGCGACCGAAAAAACCGCGCUGGCAGACGAGGUGGAGGAAAGACCAGCUGUGGAUUCGAUGUUGGAAGCGGCGUAUGACACGGUGACGGCAUCGGAGCUGCUGGGACCCUGGCCGACCGGGGAAGAAGUGCAAGAGUAUUGCCAGACUCACUGGCAGGAGCAACGGGUGCUGGACUAGAUUUUGCAUGCCUGUAUAUAUUAUACCCAUCUAUUAGACAUCGACAUAGACAUC